Molecule: messenger RNA, 1635 nt
Organism: Closterium sp. Naga37s-1
Lineage: Eukaryota; Viridiplantae; Streptophyta; Zygnematophyceae; Desmidiales; Closteriaceae
Source: the annotation of a GenBank genome assembly
AUGGCGGCAGAGACGACAGGAUCGCGGCAGCGGCGACUCUUGAACAGCCCCGCAACUGGCGGCGCUGAUAGCGGCGUCCGUGGCGCCGCCAAGGGCGCCGCUGACCCUGUCCCCGCCCGCGCCGCAACUUCCGGCGGGUUGAAAGCAAGGGUCAAAUCGUGGAGGAAGCGCGGGGCGUGGACGGCGGCGGAGGACGCGGAGCUGAGCGCUUACGUGGCAAAGUACGGCGCGGGAAACUGGAAGCACGUGGCGGAUGCGACGGCGUUGAAACGCGACGCGCAGAGCUGCCGCCUGCGGUGGUCCAGCUGUCUCAACCCUAAGGUACGGGCACCACAACUGCGGGGAGGGGGAGGGGGAGGGGAGGGGAGGGGAGGGGAGGGGAGGGGAGGGGAGGGGAGGGGAGGGGAGGGGAGGGGAGGGGAGGGGAGGGGGAGGGGAGGGGAGGGGAGGGGAGGGGAGGGGAGGGGAGGGGGAGGGGGAGGGGAGUGGGAGGGAAGGGGGAGGGGAGGGGGAGGGGAGGGGGGGAGGGGAGGAGGAAGGUGCGGGGAGGUUUGGGGGGCCAGGGGGGGGGGGGGGGGAGGAAGGUGGUUCUCUGCGGACGCGCAAAGCUUCCAUCUACGGUGGUCCAGCAACGGUGGUCGGUGCGCGUCGACUGAGAGCGUCAAGAAAAUGGGGUGUGGAAAGGGCGGAAGGGAGGGGGAAGGGGAGAGGAGGGGGAAGGUGUGUGCGGGAGGGGAAGAGGGCACGGAGGGGCCACCAAGGGACAUUCAUGACAGCUCAGCCAAUCCCCCUCUCAAACAGCUUCUGGCUGUGCCAAACCCAUCCCGAUAUUUCAGUCGACUCAAUAUUCCGCCCUUUCCCUGCCUCAUCUCCCCAACCCCCCAAAUGCAGGUCAACCGCGCGCCAUUCACGCCAGAGGAAGACGCAAGACUGCUAGCGAGCGUUGCGUGGGGCUCCCACGGCGAAACCAAGUGGGCAGCAAUUGCCUCGGCGAAACUCCCUUCGCGAAAUGGUUACCAGAUUCAGAGCCGCUGGCACAGCUUAGUGAAGAAGCAGCGCUGGUGGAUCAACCCUCCCGCUGGAAGUGGCUCAUUGAGGGGGGGACUUCCCCCCAACGGGGAGGGUUAUCAGAUUCAGAGCCGCUGGCACAGCCUCGUGAACAACCAGCGCCGGUGCCUCAACCCGCCUGCUGGUGGUGGCUGGCCAAGGGGAAAGUCGUCAGCGGGGGGAACCACUUACACUAGUCCUACGUGUUUUGAGUCGACUCUAAACUCAGCAAAGGGGGACAACUACACUAGUACUAGUGUUGGAGCUUCUGUUAACCUGCCCGCUGCCACCACUCGCGGAGGGUCGUGGGCGGCAAACACAACUCCCGCUGCAGAUGCGCCGCCCGCUGCCACUACUCGGGGAGGUUCAUGGGCGGCAAACACAACUCCCGCUGCAGAUGCGCCGCCCGCUGCCGCCUGCAAUCGGUCCGCGAGAAAACCCGUCGCUGCUGCGGAUUCUCGACCUACCAUGACAGGCAGUGGUAUGGUGGUUCCUCGGGUGUUUCGCCAGGUGAUUCCCCAGGUGCCGCUGCUCCAAUCAUCACUGCAGCCUCUGCAGAUCCCUCAGCCGUUGCUGCGUUCAUCCUGA